AUGGGUGAUGUCAAUUGUAUUCUUCGUCUUGAUGAGAAAAAGGGAGGCCUUGAACCAAGAACUUCAACUAUAAAUGAAUUUUCAGAUUGGUUAGAUGACAAUAAUCUUUUUGAGGCAGAUUCUUUGGGUACAAAAUUCACGUGGACAAAUAGGCAGUCAAGUACUAAUAGAAUCAUUAGUAAACUCGAUUGUGCUGUUACUAAUGCUGCUUGGCUUGCAAAGUUUGAGAAUUGGCGGUGUAAAGCUCAUCCUAGAGAAGUUUCCGACCAUUAUACUUUCUUGGGAUAUCCUUUUUCUGUUCUGAGACCUAAGAGAUCUCCUUUUCAUGUUCAAAAUAUGUGGUUCUUACAUGCUGAUUUUCUUCGUAUGGUUGCUGAAAGUUGGAACAUGCCAGCUUAUGGUUCUCUUGAUUUUAUUUUUCCGUAUAAAUUGAAGAGUCUUAAGGGUGUGAUUAAGGAUUGGAAUCUUAUGGUCUUUGGUAAUUUUCACUCUCGUUUGAAGCAGGAUCAAUUGAGGUUUCAAUCAGCGGCUCUUCGUUCGUACGAGAAUCCUAGUGAUAUUACUAAUCUUAAUAUUAUGAAAGAUGCUAUGGCUAAGCUUAGUGAAACGCGUCUUCAGCACAACACUAUGCUUAAACAAAAAGCUCGGAAUCAAUGGCUUGUGGAGGGUUCAAGCAGUUAUUCCUUUUUUCAUAACAACAUUCGUAUUCGUAAAAGUGCUAAUACUAUUUCUGAAUUAGUGUGUGGUGAUGGCAAUACUAUUUCAGAUUAUGAUCAGAUUAGGGAUCACGUUGUGUAA
Papaver somniferum (opium poppy) is the source of this 798-nucleotide messenger RNA. RefSeq lists its product as uncharacterized. The record is from RefSeq and is a predicted model, not a curated record. The transcript has a single exon. The coding region runs from base 1 to 798 and encodes 265 amino acids. NCBI's taxonomy places the organism in Eukaryota, Viridiplantae, Streptophyta, Magnoliopsida, Ranunculales, Papaveraceae.